UAUAAAAGGGCGGCAGAAUUGAAAGUGAGCACCUGCCACCUGCACCAUGAAGCGGGCUGGUGCUCUCGUGCUGCUCUGGACCACCUUGCUUCUGAUCCCAGGCAGAAAUUGUGACAUUUGCCCAGCCGUGAAGGAAGAUGUUAAUAUAUUCCUGACAGGAACCCCUGAUGACUAUGUUAAAAAAGUUUCACAGUACCAAAGCAAUCCUGUAAUAUUGGCCAAUGCUGAAAAGCUGAAGAACUGCAUUGAUAAGAAAUUGACAGCCGAGGAUAAGGAGAAUGCCCUCAGUGUGCUGGAGAAAACAUACUCAAGUGAUUUUUGUUAAUGGAGCCAUCCUUGCCAGGAGCCCCAAGGAAGUCACUUGCCUGAUCACUAAGUAGUCUGAGCAAUCUGCCAUGUCCGGGUGUCUGACUAGAAGAUUCCAGCAAUAAAAGCCUUGCAAUUCA
Equus quagga is the source of this 446-nucleotide messenger RNA. RefSeq names its product major allergen I polypeptide chain 1-like. The transcript is spliced from 3 exons. NCBI's taxonomy places the organism in Eukaryota, Metazoa, Chordata, Mammalia, Perissodactyla, Equidae. The record is from RefSeq and is a predicted model, not a curated record. Gene Ontology annotation, cellular component: extracellular region. Bases 47 to 325 code for a protein of 92 amino acids. Gene Ontology annotation, molecular function: steroid binding.